Messenger RNA from Saccostrea echinata, 4267 nucleotides. RefSeq names its product protein phosphatase methylesterase 1-like. Gene Ontology annotation, molecular function: protein methylesterase activity. The record is from RefSeq and is a predicted model, not a curated record. NCBI's taxonomy places the organism in Eukaryota, Metazoa, Mollusca, Bivalvia, Ostreida, Ostreidae. The transcript is spliced from 16 exons. The coding region runs from base 55 to 1299 and encodes 414 amino acids. Gene Ontology annotation, biological process: protein demethylation.
CAUUCGAAAAUAGCUGUUUUGAGUUGCAAAAUAAUCUAUUUAUAUCCGAAUAAAAUGUCAGCUUUGGAGAGGCAAGCACUAAAAGCCUCUUUAGGUGGUUUGCCGCCUAUGCCACCACCAGGACUUGGUGGACCAAAGAAAAGGCCCCUGAUAAGAAAAAGAGAUUACACUCCAAUUCACUGGGACAAAUACUUUGAGCGGAUGCAUGAUGUCAAGUGCGGAGAUAAUGAUACCUUCAGGGUCUAUGAGUGUGGGAGCUCUGGGCCAGUCUUAUUCUUUCUACAUGGAGGAGGUUUCUCAGCUCUGAGUUGGUCUCUUCUAUGUUCGGCUCUAUCUGGUAUGGUCACUUGUCGAUGUGCAGCUGUAGACUUGAGAGGACAUGGUGACACAAAAACCUCAGAUGACCAAAAUUUAUCAGCGGAGAGGUUGUCAAGCGAUGUUGGGAACGUAAUAAAAGAAAUGUAUGGAGACGACCCUCCACCUAUUUUCCUUGUGGGUCAUAGUAUGGGAGGUGCUAUUGCUAUACAUACAGCCAUUAGAAAACUGGUCCCCUCGCUCAUUGGACUGGUCGUUAUUGAUGUCGUCGAGGGAACAGCCAUGGAUGCCCUUGGUAGUAUGCAUACAUUCUUGAAAGGAAGGCCCAGUGUAUUUAAAUCUCUUGAACAAGGAAUUGAGUGGUGUGUAAGAAGUGGACAAGUAAGGAAUGCAGAAUCUGCCAGAGUCUCCAUGGUGGGGCAGCUGAAAAGAGUUGAAACAGAGGAGACUGCCACAGCAGAAUUAGACCAUCAGUUUGAAGCUGGUUCUCAUCCACAGGGAACCAGCACCAUUAUGGAGGAGGAAGAAGACGAGAGUAAUGCCAAUAAAUCAAAAAGUGAACCCCAGAUGGCAGAGGAAAAUGCCAACAGCAUGCCAAUAACAGAAACCAAAUCGCCUCAGACACACGAAUUCAAGAAACCUGUCCCCAGAGACCAGAAGGAAGAUUCUCAUCACUACACAUGGAGGAUAGAUUUAGAUAAAACAGAACCUUUCUGGAGAGGAUGGUUUGAAGGGUUGUCAAAUAAAUUCUUAUCUUGUGAUGUCCCAAAGAUGUUAUUACUUGCAGGGGUGGAUAGACUAGACAAAGACUUAACCAUCGGCCAAAUGCAAGGAAAAUUCCAGAUGCAGGUGCUUCCUCAGUGUGGUCAUGCUGUGCACGAGGAUUCUCCAGAGAAGGUAGCAGAGGCCCUUGCUUCAUUUUUGGUCAGAUACAAAUUUGCUCAACCCACUGCUGAUUUUCACAGGGUUUUUCCUGCAUGCUGAUGCAGAAUCCCCAACAUUACUUCAAGGAUAAAUAAUUCAACAAAGGCUACAAGGACUUCUGAAGGCCAUGAAAACUUUUAUGUGAUCACAGAGGGACUAUAUAAUAACAGCUCAGGUGGCCACAUGUGCUCCGUCCUUUGUGUAUUCAAUCCAGGAGAUUUCUAUAUUGUACAUUUAUGUAUGUUUUAAAUAGAAAUUUCUUCAUUGAGAAACCUGAAUUGUUUGGGAAUUACAUUUAUUAAGAUCAUAUUAGAUACAUGUAUUAGUGCCAUGUUUUCUGUAUUUCAUGUAUCAGAUCUAUUUGUUUGUUUGAAACAGCUUCUUUUUUUUUUGGUGAUAUUCAAACUUACAAUUUAAAAAAAAUGGUUUAAAAUGAGGUCACUGUUGCUUGCCUUUUGGUAUUUUGUGGCUUUUUACUUAUGUCCAUAUGAUAUGAUGGUAGACUAUGAGACGCUGAAUCAUCAAACUUUGUCAGUUAAUGCAUCUUGGAGUGAAUUAAGGUGUGAUGCAGUACAUGAAGUAAUUGAAUAUACAUGUACUGCUUAUAUCACUUAUCUAGUAAAAAGGCAUUACAUUUCCUUGUUCAUAAUUUAAAAAAAAAUUUUUUUUUUAGCUCUUUCAGUAGAUUAAAAAAAAGUUCUUGUUGUUUUUUCUGUAAAUUAUAGAAAGCCUUAAAAAUUUUUUUACAGUAAAUAUGUUCUAAUGUGGAAGCAAACAACAUUGUCAGAGCUGUGAAUUCAAAAAUACACUUGCAUAAAUCGAUUUGCAUUGUAUAGUUCCUGAUGAUCUUUUCAUUUACACUAGUGUACAUUAUCAGAAUUAGGAAAUGCGUUAAAUCAACCAUUUUUAGCUCACCUCAACGAAGUUUGGUGAGCUUAUGUAAUACCCUCGGCGUCGGCGUCCCAGGUUAAGGUUUUUGGAGCAGUUUUCUUUUCAAGUACUUCUAUGGCCUAUAUUAGUCAGAGAUGCAUGGAGGAUGCUUCUAGUGUGUUUUGUUGUACCAGUCAAGGUUUCAGAUGCUGCAAUUUCAGUUAAAGAAUGACCAGGUUAAUGUUUUUGGAGCAGGUUAAAGUUUUUGGAGCAGGUCUCAUUUCCAAGUAACUAUAAGCCCUAUAUUGACCAAACUAUCUAAGGAUGCACACUACUGAACUUGCUUCGGAUGCUGGAUCUGACCUACAUUUUACGGAUGAGUGACUAUGUUCACGUUUUUGGAGCAGGUCUCAUUUCCAAGUAACUAUAAGCCCUAUAUUGACCAAACUUGCAUGGAUGAUACAUCUAAGGAUGCACACUACUGAACUUGCUUCGGAUGGUGGAUCUGACCUACAUUUUACGGAUGAGUGACUAUGUUAACGUUUUUGGAGCAGGUCUCAUUUCCAAGUAACUAUAAGCCCUAUAUUGACCAAACUUGCAUGGAUGAUGCAUCAAAGAACGAACAAUCUCAAACUUGCUUUGGAUGCUGGAUUUGACUUACAUUUUCUGGAUGAGUGACUAGUUUGAAGUUUUCAGAUAAGUCUAUUCCCAAGUAACUGCAAGCCCUAUCAGACCAAAAUUGCAUGAAUGUUGCAUCUAGGGAUGCACACUCCAAGGUUAUUAGUUCAGUGUGGGACUUUGCCUUACUUAAAGACAACAUUUGUUGAGGUGAGCUCUGUAAUCUCUGAUUACCUAUGUUAUUAUGUAAUAUCAGUGUUCUGAAUUGGAUUUAAUCAGAAUGAAAUGUAUGUUUUCCAUGCUAUUUGAGACAUUAACAGGGCUCUAAUUGGCGACCAAUUUAGUCGCCAUGGCGCCAAAAAUUUUUCCAUAAGUCACCAAAUUGGCGACCAUUUUUAAUUGAUUUGGCAAUCAUCGAAUUCAAGAAAUUUUCACAUUUUAAACAAUUUUUCUGAAAAAGCGAAAAGAAAUUUAAAAGAAGAAGAAAUUAUUUUUUUUAAUGGACAUGUCAAGUUUUCUUAAGCACAUCAUUGGUCCUUCUAUUCUAUUAACCUUUAAAGUUGGCGCCUUAGAAAAAUUGCCUGGCGACUAAAAAUUUGCAUUGGCGACUAAAUUUUUUUGAUAAGGCGCCAGCUGGCGCCUAAAUUUUAGAGGCCACUUAGAGGCCUGCAUUAAGUAAGCUUUAAGUUAGUUCUUUAAGUUUCCUAUGUACGUUGUACUUUGUAACAGUAUAAUGAACUUUUCUAUGUCAGACUGAAGAGUUGCCAGUUUAUAUUAGUUAUAUUUUUGUAAUUUACAAAAUUUUCACAUUCAUAAUAAUUUUUUUAAUAAGAUUUGGCAUUAAAAUUUCGUAAUCACACUAGAUUUUUUUUUAAAGUGACCAGAAAAAUUCAGGUAGAUGUUCAUCUGAAUAAAAUUGAAUAAGAUGACAAAUUUGUGCUUUUUAUUUUGAGGUAUCAUAUUGAAGUAGCUUAUUUAUCAGUUAAGAAAUGAUUUGUAAUGUUAUUUAACUUUGUUAACAGGCAAAAAAAAUCUGACACAAGUUUAGUGUCCAUGAAAUAUCAGGGAGUAUUGGAGGGACAUGAACAUGUAUAUGUAAUUUCUUGUUGCAUUGUAUUAAUUGAUUUUGAAUUGUAUCCUGUUAAAAUGAACAAAAAAUUCAUAUUGCUUCUAAGUUGAUUUUGAUGCGUCAAAGUUGAGUAAAUUAUUCAAAACAGUUGGAAGGCAAUUUUUUAAGUGAAGGGGAGGUAAUUCUUCUAUCAAAUUUGGGCAGUCUGUUUUGGCCAUAUACCCAUGCAGGUAAAAAUCAGUUCCAGUUGAAAUACAUGAACAUGAUUAUAUAUAAGCAGAGUUGGUUCAGCAUUACUGUACAGAGCUAGAUUGAUACAAACUUAUUACAAUAUACAUGUAUUGGUUUCAAUUCAUGCAAUAGUUAUUCUUUACAUUUUUCCAUAGACCAUUUCAAUAUAAAAUGAGAAAUGUUUGAGAAACAUAUAUGCCUCCAUUUGCCAAUAUUAAAGGAACAGUUUUAAAUUUAGAA